AUGGGUCCACCACCCAGGCAGGCGAGACAUGCCAGGCAUGAAGGCAGCCCGGCCCUGUCACAGCGCGCCGCUGCGGUCAAGGCCACCCACCACAUUCAGCACCCAGCGCCUGCGCCUGGACGAAAACAAAGUCAACAAGGAUCCAUCCUACCCUUGCAUCUCCUUCCCGCUCUCAUCUCCCCCCACACACUAUACCCUUUCACAACACACACUCUCUACUACUCUUUGACAUUGCCUGCUCCUAUUCCCACCAACAACAGUCUCACUCCCCGUCUCUCCUUUCUCCUUCUUCCUCUUUCUCUUUUCCUAUCUCCUACCUUCUCACCAGUCACGCUCAUUCAACGCCGCCACGACGCGCACAGGUCGGCGACCAAGCCUUCAGGGGGAGCCGCUGCUAAGCAGCGCUCCGACACGAUCCCCACGAUUACCACCCAACUCGCUCGCUCUCCGUCCCCUGAGCUCGCAGCGACCACCAUGAACCCGUCAUACGUCCGGACACAGCUGCAGAAGCUGCUCGACGACAAGUCGAACAAGCUGCACAUGGUCGGCACCAUGGGCCAGAAGAUCCUCGCCCAGCAAACCGAGCUCGAGGAGCGUAUCCGAGAACUCGGCGACAUGGACGAAGACGGCGGCGCGGAGAUCAGCGACGCUACGAGAACCAAGCUGCUCGAGCUCCAAGACGCCAUCAAGGGCUGGGACUCUGAUAACCAGACCCUUAUCCGCGAAAUCGGAGGAGAUCAGGCUUUCGUCGAGGUCAACUCCGAGCCCUAUGCUGCGUCCGACUUCGGACCGCCCUUAGAGACCCCCGAUAAGCGCACAGGGACUCAAAGCCCGAACACGCUCACGCGGCGGCAGCGCAAUGCGCAGCAGAACCGAGCCCUCGAUAUGGAGUUUGCGACCGAGAUCGGCCAGAACCUGCUCGUCGAGGUCCGCAGACUGCAAUCCCUCCUCACCGAGCGUGACCGCACAAUCACGCACAUGAACGAGGAGAGAGAUGCAUGGGAAACUGAGCGCACCAAAUUCGCUACCACUAUCAAGAACGCAGAGGCUACAGUCGACCGUUACAAGGACGACAACUGGAACCUUGAGGUUAGCCUGCAGGAGCUGCGAACACAGCACCAGGACAUCCAGAGCCAGUUUAGUAAAGCGUCGACCGAGCAAACUCGCCUCACGAAGCAGCUGGCGUCUGUUCGCGAAGCUGCCGAGGCCCACAAGACGGAGGCCGAGAAGAACGCUCAGCUCAUCGAGGAGCUCAGGGCGAAGCACGACACCGACAUGGCUCAGUCCCGCAAGGCUGCGGCCGGACUCGCCCGCGACAAGAGUGAUCUGCUCUCGGAGCUGAACGCCGAGCGACAGCGUGCCAAUGCCGCUCAGAAGUCUCGUUCCAUGCGUCUCGGCAGCCCUGCCGUCCGCAAUUCUUACGACUCUGACGAUGACGAUGUCUUUGGUGCCGACCCCAACACUCCCCGACGCAGGGGCCCUGGAUUCGAUGCCAACGACCAGGCCCUCUCGCCGUCUCAACUGUACGCCUCCGACUUCGACUCGCCCAACCACUCCCCCGAGAAGACCUACCCGCGGUCACCGCUGGGCGAGAUCUACGCCGAUAACAGCCAAGUGGAGGAGCUGCGCGAGUCGCUGGCCAAGGCGCAAGCCGAGAUCGCCGGCCUCAAGGAGCAGGUCAAGGCCGCCCACGAGGCCAAGGAGUCCACUGCUCCUUCGAGCAACCUCGAGGUCCCUGAGAUCAACGAGUUUGGCGUUAUUGACGAUAAGGACGACAUGAGCAAGAUGUUCUCUCUGCGCAACGGUGGAAAGGGUUCGACCCGCGGCCGACGAGGACGGGGUGGAUUCGCUUCUUCGUUCUCGCGCAAGCUUGGAUUCCCUCGGGGCGCAACCAGCCUUGCCGAUUCACCCGUCAUCGCCGAUCAGAGCUUCGACUCCAACUCUUCGGGCACUCCUGAUCUACUGCGCAGCCGUAACAUCGAUGACUCUCCGGCUUCUACACGUGUUGCGUCGCCUCUCUCGAAGCGCAACGAUGCCCUCGGAGAGACCCUCGGAGAUUCACUGGGUGACGCUUUCAACGAAACUGCACCUGCCACUCCCCCCGGUCUUCACCAACGCUCGCACUCCAUCGCUAGCACUGUGGACGACUUUGUCAGCGCAUCCGGACACUCCCGACAGGCUUCAGAGGCCAGCGUUGCCGGCCCGACUCUUGCUCUCAGCGAUGAGCUCGCUGCUCCUGAAGCUUCCUCUUAUGCCGAUGCCGCGGUUAUGACCGACGACUGGUCGCCUGAGAGCUCUGUCUCCCCUCUCGGAACUCCCCUUCCCCAGGGCUCUGCCACCACCCCUCGCGCCGACCAGAAAUCAUUCGACAUCGAGACGACCCCGCAGACCGCUCCCAUCCAGCUCGCCUCGCCGGCGUCCACCCAGUCUACGAUUAUGGACACUGAGGCUGAGACCGACUUCGAGGACUGUCGCGAGACUGUUGGCUCUUUGACCCCGGUCCGCGCCAUGACUUCUGACUUCCCGACCGACACCGAGGCCUACGCGACCGCCAACGGUGGCAACGACUCCAGUGCCGACUCCGACUCUGACGACCAGAAGGACAAGGCUGCUGGUGGCAAGGGAUUCCUCGCCUUCGGCCUCGGCGCGGCUGCGGCUGCUGCCGGUGGCUGGACCGCUCGCCGUGGCAUGCGCAACUCUGCCAGUCGCGAGAAGAUGACUCUCAACGUACCCUCCGGCGACCACGUCACUGAGCGCAUCGUCGAGGUCCCGGUCGAAAAGAUCGUGGAGAAGGAGGUCAUCAAGGAGGUCCCGGUCGAGAAGAUUGUCGAGAAGGAGGUCAUCAAGGAGGUUAUCGUCGAGAACCCCGUCGAGGUCAUCAAGGAGGUCGAAAAGAUCGUCGAGGUGCCCGUCGAGAAGGUCGUCGAAAAGGAGGUCAUCAAGGAGGUCAUCGUCGAGAAACCUGUGGAUCGCAUAGUCGAGAAGGAGGUUGAGAAGAUCGUCGAGGUCCCCGUUGAGAAGAUUGUCUAUGUCGACCGCGAUGUGGAGAAGAUUGUCCACGUCGACCGCGAGGUACCUGUCGAGAAGAUCGUCCACGUUGACCGCGAAGUCCCUGUUGAGAAGAUUGUCCAUGUUGACCGCCCUGUCGAGGUCGAAAAGAUCGUCGAGAAAGAGGUCAUCAAGGAGGUCGAAGUCAUCAAGGAGGUUCCUGUCGAGGUCAUCAAGGAGGUCGAGGUCAUCAAAGAGGUCGAGGUCAUCAAGGAGGUCCCCGUCGAGAUCGAGAAGAUCGUCGAGAAGGAAGUCAUCAAAGAGGUUCCUGUCGAGGUCAUCAUCGAAAAGGAGGUCGAGAAGAUUGUCGAGGUCCCCAAGAUCGUCGAGGUCGAAAAGGUCGUCGAGAAGAUUGUUGACCGCGAGGUCGAGGUCCCCAAGAUUGUCGAGGUCGAGAAGAUUGUCGAAAAGACGGUCGAGGUCCCCGUCAAUGUCGACGUCGAGAAGAUCAUCGAGAAGGAGGUCAUCAAGGAGGUCCCCGUCGACCGCAUCGUCGAGGUUGAGAAGAUCGUCGAGAAGAUCGUCGAGCGCAAGGUCGAGGUUCCGAUCGAAGUUCCUGUCGACCGCAUUGUCGAGAAGACGGUCGAAGUUCCCGUCGAGAAGAUCGUCGAAAAGGUCGUCGAGGUCGAGAAGAUCGUCGAGGUCGAGAAACUCGUCGAGGUCCCUGUCGAGAAGAUCGUCGAGGUCGAAAAGACUGUCGAGGUCGAGAAGAUCGUCGAGGUUCCUGUUGAGAAGAUCGUCGAGGUCGAGAAGGUCAUCGAGAAGACGGUUGAGGUCCCGGUCGAGAAGAUCGUUGAGAUCGAAAAGAUCGUGGAGGUCCCCGUCGAGAAGAUUGUCACUCUCGAGAAGACGGUUGAGGUUCCCGUCGAGAAGAUUGUCCAGGUCCCCGUCGAGAGAAUCGUCGAGAAGAUUGUCGAGGUCCCGAAGGAGGUCAUUGUCGAGAAGGUCGUCGAGGUCCCCAAGGAGAUUUACAUCGAGAAGGUGGUUGAGGUCCCCAAGGAGAUUGUCGUCAGCCGUGCCACCGACGACGGCCAUGCCGACCCUCACACUGCCUCUCGCCAGCUCGACGUCGAUCGCCCGACGACACCGACCAAUGCCAACCGCUCGCAGUCUCCUGCUGGCGGCCCGUCGCCCGACCUCAGCUUCUUCCGUGUCUCGCCUGGUGCCAACCUCGACUUCUUAAAGUCUCCUCCACCUCCUCGCAAGUCCUCGCCUCGUGCCCUGGACGUCAAGAACGGCCACGGCUUUGUCGAGGGAGCUUUGCACUCGCCCGGUCUCGACCAUGCUGGCGGAAGCGCGCACUCGUCGCCUGCGCCUGACAAGUCGCGGUCGCCGACGAUCAACGUCCCGCCCCCUCCUGUCAGCCCGCCGCCGGUUGGCACGCCCGUGCGUAAGUUCUCGGCCAACCCUAUUCGACCUGCGUCCCCCGCGCCUGAUGACUUACUGAAGAGGGCUUCCAGCUCUGCGAGUGUGCACAACCGUGGUGCUCGUGGUGCGCCCUCAUCAGCGGGCCAGGCCAUCCGUGCGAACUCGUUUGCUCAGACUCCGACGCCUUCGCCUGCUGCGGGUCUCGGGACGGCCACUAUUAUUAUGGGACCCCCUAGCAUGCCUCCUCCCAAGUCAACGACCCUCCACAAGGAACAAUCUGUAGCUUCCAUGCGCUCGCAAACCAAGUCGGUGGUCUCCCGCGACCCCGACGCCUGGGCCAAAUCGCGUGCCACGGUUAAGCGCCGUGCCACGGCCGUUAUCAACGAGCGUGAGCGCGAGCGCUCCCUCUCGCGCGCGAGCGAGUACGCCUCUGUCAACUCGAGUGUGUCCGACUUUGGCCGCAUCCGCCACGAGUCCAUGUCGUCGAUCGACUCCAUUGCCGACCCCAGCCGUCGCUCUGUCAGCAACGGCUUGACUGGCCCGUCGACCGACCCCGGCACAAUCCACGCGAUCACGCAGACGAUGAUCGGCGAGUACAUGUACAAGUACACUCGCCGCACUCUUGGCCGCGGCAUGAGCGAGAACCGACACAAGCGCUUCUUCUGGGUUCACCCCUACUCCAAGACACUGUACUGGAGCACGCAGGACCCGGGCUCUAGUGGAGCUCCGGAGUCCAAGGCCAAGAGCGUCUUCAUCUCGGGCAUCAAGACGAUCGAGGAUUACAAUGCGGCGCCGCCGGGACUGUACGGCCAGAGUAUUGUCGUGAACACGCUCGGCCGCGAGAUCCAGUUCACCGCCCCGACCAAGGAGCGACACGACCUCUGGAUCACGGCACUCCGAGUUCCUGUUAGCGCACCAGGGCGGCAGCGGGGGGUCUAA
Messenger RNA from Trichosporon asahii var. asahii CBS 2479, 5355 nucleotides. RefSeq names its product tubulin binding protein. Gene Ontology annotation, molecular function: phospholipid binding; tubulin binding. Gene Ontology annotation, biological process: establishment of mitochondrion localization; microtubule cytoskeleton organization; dynein-driven meiotic oscillatory nuclear movement. The transcript is spliced from 4 exons. The coding region runs from base 1 to 5355 and encodes 1784 amino acids. Lineage: Eukaryota; Fungi; Basidiomycota; Tremellomycetes; Trichosporonales; Trichosporonaceae. Gene Ontology annotation, cellular component: cell cortex; mitochondrion. The record is from RefSeq and is a predicted model, not a curated record.